Heterotrigona itama is the source of this 3723-nucleotide messenger RNA. The record is from the annotation of a GenBank genome assembly. NCBI's taxonomy places the organism in Eukaryota, Metazoa, Arthropoda, Insecta, Hymenoptera, Apidae.
AUGUCGGGAAAAAAUGAACAUACUUCGGAAAAGGCCGAGUCAAAAAUGCAUGCGAAAAAUCACAAUAAAGAACAAUUGAAAAGUGAAACAAGCAUAUUGAACAAUCAAACGGAGCAACUGAUGUUAGAAGAUGAAGAAAUGCCAACGUAUAUUAGCGUAUCUACACCGUCAAAACGUGAAGAUUCAGAUAUCAAUAAUACAAAAGAGCCGGACAGAAUCCCGAUAGAGGAAGACCACAGUCGAAGUCCUUAUCCUACCGAUGAUCAAGGAGGAGGUAGUAUCUAUGUGUUGUCUUCUGGUGAAGACAGUAAUCACCCAUACAAUGAUGAAGAGGAAGAUGAAUAUGUAGAUAGUGAAGAUAUGGAGGAAAUGGAUCUUGAAAAUGAGCAUGAUAAUACAAUGUUGGAUGAUGAAGAAGAUGAAGACGAAGACGAUGACGAUGAAGAGAAUCCUUUGAGAUUGCAUAAUGAUGACGACGAAGAUAUGGACACAGAAUAUGAAGCAGAAUGUUUUGAUAGAGUGUCUGAUGACUUUGUCUUGAAUAAUAGAUUAAAGCAGCAUCACAAAGAAAGAAGUUUAUCGUUACAAGAUCUAAGUACUUCGAAAAACAAUAUUCAUUCAUCAUAUAAUAAAAAAAGGCAUAGUAUACAACAAAGUCCAAUACUGUAUCCUGUUGCACAAAAAAGGCAAAUGAUGAAAUAUCAACACGUAGAAAGUAAAGUGAAGCAAUACAUAAGAGACAUUAAAGAACAAAAUAGAAAAUCAAUGCAAAAGCGUGUAAAAGAGCAAGAAUUCAUAAUGAAUAAAAAUCAUGAAAAAAGUGAAAACAAUGACCCUGAACAAUUGAAAAUGAAGGUUACAAAUAAAACUAUAAAAGAUUAUGCUGAAAAGGCGAUACAAGAUUUACAACGUGAUGAAACUGAAAAUGAUAAUCUAAUAUACAAUACAGCACAAAUUUUAGAGAAUGGAGAAAAUAACAAAAGCUUUAAUAGAGUCAUUGGAAAUCAAUAUAAAUACAUUCGGAAGGAUUCUGAAUACAAUGAUAUAUCAAAUGAGAAACGUGUGCAAAAUUCUGAUGAUAAACUAGAAAAACGAAAUGGUUCUGUAGAUGUUAAUACUCAUCAUAUUGAAUAUCAAAAUGCUUUAGAGAGAAACAUAAGAUUUGGUAUAAAUCAGUCUUCUCUAGUUAAUGGUCAUCAGGCAACGCCCACAUUUAUUAAUUUACGUACAUUGAGCUAUGAAGAGUAUAUGCGUGGUGCCUCUAAUACCGAACAAAGAGAAGAAUUACCAGAACAAAGACAAGAAAAACCAAAUGAAUCUGAAAUAUAUAAUGAAGCAGAAAUGAUCAGUGCACAAGAGAUUGAUAACAGCAAUACUAGUUACCCUUUGAAAAUUGAAAGCGUUGAAAGUAUCAGCGCAAUGCAAGAUGAACCAGAAAAUUUAAAUUUUGGAAAACUCAAUGCAGUUGAUAAAAUGAAUGUCGACAAAAAUGAAAUAACUGAAUUGAAAAGUCAGCUUGAUCAAAAGGAUGCAGAAUUUCUUAAUUUACAAGAUGCCUAUCAAAAAGUAUUAGCAGAAAAUAUGAAAAUGAAACAAGAAUUAGAUGCUUUAAAACAAUCUUUAGCAAAGUAUAAGGAUCAGAAUAAAACGUGUGAAACGAAAAUUGCAUCAGUACAAACUGAAGCAGUUGCAGAACCUGUUUCUAAUCAAAAUACUGUAAGUUCAGGAGAAACAAAUAAUAAAAUAUCCACUAGUAGUGUUGCAUCUACGAUAAGUUCUAUUGAUCAAUGGGCAGAUAGUGCUGGUAGUCCAGCUAUAUCCAUUAAACUUCCUGAUCUGACCCCAAUUCUUAACUCUGAUGAUAGUAUUGUCCUCACUGAUAAAGCUACUCCAAGGAAGAUAGCACAUCCAUUUUCUCGAACAUUUAUUACUUCAUCUCGAAUUUUGCAAACACUUUCGAAUAUACAGGGAAAGACAAAAACUGAAAGUCCUUUAGUAAGAAACACCAAAAAACAAUUAAAUGAAAAUUCUACAGAUCAAUCAUCAACUGUAGAAUGUAAUUCUCCAAUUCAUGCAUCAGGUUCCAAAAAAAGAAAAGCAACAGAAAUGCUUGGUACUUCUACAUUUACUCAACCUUUUAAGAUACCUCAUACAACUAUAGAAUCUGGGAGAAAAGAUACACCUGAUGUAGAAUUUAAAUAUCCUGAGGAUACCCAUAUAGUAUCAAACUCUGGACAAAAAAAAAAGGGAUCAGUCAAUAAAGACAUCAGUUCAAUUGAUCAGUCAAUCAAUGCUUUCACGCCUGUAGAAACUAAGGUAGAACAGAGAGACGAUCAGGAAGACAGUGUAAAAUGUUUCAUAUAUAGGGAAGAUGAAAAUAGUAAAAAUAGAAGUUUUUUAAUUCAGGCAGAAGAACCUAUAAAAGAUGGAUUAGACACUGAAAAGAAUCGAAUUCAAGAAUGUGGUCCAUAUUUGUUAGGUAAUCUUGAAGUAAGAAUGUCUGAAAUAAAUGGAACAAUUAGUGUUUGGGGUAAAGAAAUAGAUCAUGAAUCUACAAGUGACAAUGAGGAUGAUCUGGAAGUCUGUGAAAAAUCACCUGAACAAAAAGUGUGUCAUUAUUGGCAAAAUGCAUCACAAACGAGAUUUAACGGAAGUCCACUUGUGUGUUCGACUAAUAAAAAGCAGAAAAUUCCAAGUGACAAAUUCAAUAGGUCCAAUAUUUCUCAAUGUUGUCAUUCUUUAUCAUUAAAUUCAACAAAAAUAUCUUGCUCUGAAGAUGAUAUAAAUGACAAAAGACAUAUAAAUAAUUCUUUCAACCCAAGUGUUCCUUCCUGUGAGAACUGUAAUUCUUCAAAACAUCACAAAGAAUGGACAUGCAGAAAUGCGCCAAGUUCGCAAGAAAAAUUACAUUCCUGUUGUAUGCAUCAUAUUGAAGUCAUAGAUAAAGAAUGUAGUUGUAGUUCAUAUCAUGAGAAACAAAAACAUGAUGUUAGCUUUAAGCAUUGUAAAGAUAAGUUUCACAGCAAAGAAGUUCGAAGGAAUUCAUGCAAAAAUACAUUUACAUUAGAUUUGAAAAAUUCUUUACAUGAAAACAGUAUGAACAACACUGCCGAACUGAAUAAUGUAACUAGUAAAUAUCAUGCGUGUCGAUGUUCAUUUCAAAAUGUAGCGGAUAAUAGACCACAUUCAAGAUGUUGCAGCCCUAUUAGAGAUAUUUCAUGUACUUGUAAAUCAUCCUUGGACAAUACAAAUAAUCAUUCGGACGCAAUACUAAGUAAUCAUGAACAUUCUGACAAACACACAUGUAAUCACAGUUUUUCAAAUAAUGGUGAAGAAGAACCUCUAAUUCCAAUUAAACGAUCUAGUGAAACGCUUGAAACAAGACAACGAAGACUAAGUGGUAAAAGAGUAAGAGGAAUUCUUAUGGAUCUUCUAAAAGGAUGUGGAGAUUGCCGUAAUAAUAGUUCUACUGGUUUAAGUAAAGCUGAAUACCAGAAAGAAACACCUUAUAUGAUAAAUGGUCCUCCACGAAUUAAGGUUUCAUCUCCUAUACCCAAGCCUACAUGUUCUACUUCUACACAAUGCAACAAAUGUUGUCAUACAUAUGUACACCGAAUUGAGUCUCAACUUGAAGAAUUUCGAAUGGAAAUGGAAAGAGUAAGAUCGCGAUCUGACGCAAUAUUAAAUAUGCUCAAUAUACUUCACUCCGUGGAUGCGAAUUAA